Messenger RNA from Porites evermanni, 940 nucleotides. The record is from the annotation of a GenBank genome assembly. Lineage: Eukaryota; Metazoa; Cnidaria; Anthozoa; Scleractinia; Poritidae.
AUGAGAAGAACAACUCUUGGAACACUAAAUAUUGGAAACCAGGGUAGGCAAGUUGCCCGAGAAAAGAAAACUUCUCUUGGGCCGCGAUCCUCAGUCGGAAAUAGGACUUCUUUCGGGCGUCCUUCGUCGACCUCUGGGCGAACUUCUCUGGCGAACCCAAGAUCCGCAACGGGCAGGUAAGCCACUGUGUUUUCAACUUUAGCCUUUUAUAUCUUGUUAUUUUCGGUAUUCUAAGAUUUGCAUACGUAAGGAACUCUUAAAAGAGUGCUUCUGCACUUGGUCAGUGGUUAGCAAUGAUAAUCUUCUCGCAUUAUUGAGUGUUUAACGAAUCAUUCUUGAAAACUGAAUCUUUCAGGAGGCCUUCGAGCCAGUAUGGAAGAGAGAACUGUGUACAGAUGAAAGAUCCGAGACCGCUUUCUGACAGAGGUGAAUGCACAUAUUACUACUGUUGCUGUAGAAAAUUCUUGAAAUGGCGAAAUUUGAAAUGUUCAAGCUAGGCUAGGAACUUGAACUAGCAAAUCACCCUGGCAAAUUAAAUUAAGCUUAAGUACAUGGCUGAUGUUUUUUUUUUACCUCACAGGCUAUCAGCAAAAGAUGAUUAGAUAUCUCAUGGAGGUACGUUGUAUAAGUCUAUUUGUAUUGGCUGUUGACAAUCUUAUUGGUUCGUGUUAUGGAAAGGGAUACCAGGUUUUAUAAGUUCCAGUUAUAUGUGGAUUUAAUUUAUAACUAGAAUGAACAUUUGUAGGACUUCCCUUAAUUGCGAUGGUUGCAGUUCUUAUCCGAUGCGAUUUCUUGGUUGAUCAAUGUGCCUAUAUUAACAAUAUUAUUUUUACUUUUGUAGUUUCUAACAGAGUUCAACUAUCCACAUCAAAUUUCCAUGAGAAUCCUAAGUGCACCCUCUAUGAAAGAGUUCUGUAAUAUUUUCCAGGUGAUUAUGUAG